AUGUCAGACGGAGAGACGGUGAGUGAGGCAGCAGGAGGAAUGGAGGCGCGAGUAGAGCAGUUAGCGGCGAAGCUGGCGCAGCAGGAGGAGGCCAUGGCUGCUCUCAAGAGCAAAGUUGACGAACUGCGACGCGCGGUGGCGCAGGUCGCAGACGCGAAGGGCGCUGAAGCGAAUGUUCUAGAGGCGAAGGGCGCAAACGCAAUGGGCGCAGAAGCAGAGGGCGCAGAGGCAAUGCGCACAGAAGCGACGGGCGCAGCGAAGGGCGCAGCGGCGAAAGGGGCGUUGGAGACGGGCAGCCACGGGGAGACGGCAAAAGGCAAGCAGAUAGGAGAUGAGCUCCCGGCGGAGCCCUGCUAUCAGAAAGAUUUUACUCCCGUGCUUGAGAACCUUAUGACGGGAGACUUCAUAAAGAUAUUAAGAAGCGAGCUUGCGUCUACGGCGGAGGGUUUGAAGCUGCAGGCGGAGACAGUGCGGAGCGAGGCGGCCGGCGCGGCGAGCGCGCUGAAGGCGGAGAUUGCGCUGAUGAAGGCUGCGGCGGAGCGCCAGGCGGCGGAGGUGGCGUACGUGCGCACGACGGCCGCGCACGCUGAGGCGCGGAUGAACGACGUGGAGCUGGCGGUGGCGGAGGGGAAGGGCGCACGGGAGAAGGUACGCGCGGAGCGCAGCCAAGCCGGGGGAAGCGCGGGGGGACACGGAGGAGCGGAGACGCCCGAGGGGAAGAGGCGGAAGCUGGAGGAGACGGGGAAGGCGGAGGAGAUGGAGCAUGCUGCUGCGGGCGGUGGCGCACUCAUUGCCAAUCGCGGUGCUUCCGAUGGGAAGCAGGCUGAGGCGGAAUGGAAGGCGGGCUUGUUGGGACUGAGGACUCGGGUGGAGGGUCUGCAGGACAGAUUGGGUACGGUGGAGAGCAGGAGUGCCGACCGAGGGAUUCUAUGGGAGGCAUUAUACCUGCUACCAUGGCUGCUCCUGCUACCACGGCUAAGGUUCCUGGACAAGAAGCGGUGCACACCUGUUUGA
Messenger RNA from Closterium sp. Naga37s-1, 1014 nucleotides. The record is from the annotation of a GenBank genome assembly. Lineage: Eukaryota; Viridiplantae; Streptophyta; Zygnematophyceae; Desmidiales; Closteriaceae.